UUCGGCAAGCCGCGCGGGCGUUAGCUCAUGCGGCCGGCCCCAGGCGCACUGUGCGUGGUGAGCGAGCGCGGCGAAGAGCGGCUGCGCUCCUGCCACCUCUGCAACGCGUCCGAUCCCAAGAAGGCGCACCCGCCCGCCUUCCUCACCGACCUCAACAACCCGCACAACCUGACGUGCUGGCAGUCCGAGAACUACCUGCAGUUCCCGCACAACGUCACGCUCACGCUGUCGCUGGGCAAGAAGUUCGAGGUGACUUACGUGAGCCUCCAGUUCUGCUCGCCACGGCCCGAGUCCAUGGCCAUCUACAAGUCCAUGGACUACGGGCGCACGUGGGUGCCCUUCCAGUACUACUCCACGCAGUGCCGCAAGAUGUACAACCGGCCGCACCGCGCGCCCAUCACCAAGCAGAACGAGCAGGAGGCCGUCUGCACGGACUCGCACACGGACAUGCGCCCGCUCUCCGGCGGCCUCAUCGCCUUCAGCACGCUGGACGGGCGGCCCUCGGCGCACGACUUCGACAACUCGCCGGUGCUGCAGGACUGGGUCACGGCCACCGACAUCCGAGUGGCUUUUAGCCGCUUGCACACGUUCGGCGACGAGAACGAGGACGACUCGGAGCUGGCGCGGGACUCCUACUUCUAUGCAGUGUCCGACCUGCAGGUGGGCGGCCGCUGCAAGUGCAACGGCCACGCGGCCCGCUGCGUGCGCGACCGCGACGACAGCCUGGUGUGCGACUGCAGGCACAACACGGCGGGUCCCGAGUGCGACCGCUGCAAGCCCUUCCACUACGAUCGGCCCUGGCAACGCGCCACCGCCCGCGAGGCCAACGAGUGCGUGGCCUGCAGCUGCAACCUGCACGCCCGGCGCUGCCGCUUCAACAUGGAGCUCUACAAGCUGUCGGGACGCAAGAGCGGGGGCGUCUGCCUCAACUGCCGCCACAACACGGCCGGCCGCCACUGCCACUACUGCAAGGAGGGCUACUACCGCGACAUGGGCAAGCCCAUCACCCACCGGAAGGCCUGCAAAGCCUGCGACUGCCACCCCGUGGGCGCUGCUGGCAAAACCUGCAACCAAACCACCGGCCAGUGUCCCUGCAAGGACGGCGUGACCGGCAUCACCUGCAACCGCUGCGCCAAAGGCUACCAGCAGAGCCGCUCCCCCAUCGCCCCCUGCAUAAAGAUCCCCGUGGCGCCGCCCACCACUGCAGCCAGCAGCGUGGAGGAGCCGGAAGACUGUGAUUCCUACUGCAAGGCCUCCAAAGGGAAGCUGAAGAUUAACAUGAAAAAGUACUGCAAGAAGGACUAUGGUGAGUGA
Messenger RNA from Myotis lucifugus (little brown bat), 1314 nucleotides. It is a transcript of the gene NTN1, whose product is annotated as netrin 1. Lineage: Eukaryota; Metazoa; Chordata; Mammalia; Chiroptera; Vespertilionidae. Bases 28 to 1314 code for a protein of 428 amino acids. The transcript is spliced from 5 exons. The record is from RefSeq and is a predicted model, not a curated record.